AUGCAAAAAGCAUUUGCUGAGGCGUUUCCGGACAACUUGGAGUUGCAGAUUACUGUUUGGCAUAUGAAGAGAGAAACUCCACGCUACGUUUACGACCUCUUGCCCAUUGGACAGAGAGAAGAAGUCAUACGUGAUGGCAAACAGUGUCUGAUUAAAGAGAGCGGUGCUGACGAGGUGGAAAAGGCUUUUUCCGCGCUUCGGAACAUCCCUGGUAUGAAGAAUCGAGCUAAAAAAUUGCAGUGGGUGCUCAAUGUGUUGAUGGCGAAAUCCGAUGAGUGGCUCAAGACAAGAACGAGCCCCAAAGAUUUGCGAAGUCGACCCGACUUGAUUUGCAAGCUCUCGCUUUGGUUAGAGUACGCCGACUCGUUUCGUGCAGAAUACAAGACCUUUUCCGAAGUUGACGAAUUCGAUCUGCUGCUUAGCAAAAGAGAACCCGAAGAGAUGACGUACUUCUUCCAUUUCAUGAAGAUUAAGACCCAAGAUUUCGAGCGCUUUGGAAUGCACCAGAAAAGGUUAUUCUAUAAGUAUCCGGAUCGCGUGGACUUGCUGCUACCUCGGUUGGAAAUGAACCCUUCGGAUGCCCACGCAAUCAUGUUCGGCAUGCUGCUAGAUAGUAUGACCUUCUUCUACCGGAAGGGUUCAACAUCCAAGACAGACUCUUCAAGUAGCUUAGGUAUGUUCAUGACUCUGACGCUCGUGCUGAUGAAGACGAUAAGUUAUCUAGCCACGAUGUAG
Messenger RNA from Peronospora matthiolae, 735 nucleotides. Lineage: Eukaryota; Oomycota; Peronosporomycetes; Peronosporales; Peronosporaceae. The record is from the annotation of a GenBank genome assembly.